Adineta ricciae is the source of this 1524-nucleotide messenger RNA. The record is from the annotation of a GenBank genome assembly. Lineage: Eukaryota; Metazoa; Rotifera; Eurotatoria; Adinetida; Adinetidae.
AUGUCCAACUGCAUGAACACUUUGUCUUUCGUUAAAUCCAAUAAAGGUCAUCGACAACUUGUUCGCAAUGGUUACAUUUACAAGCUCAAUCGACAGACAUCUACAAAGAUGUAUUGGAUUUGCAAACAUCAAGGUUGCACCGCCACUGUUCAUAUUGAUAAAACUGAUAAUUAUCUUCAGUCAAACGGUGAACACAAUCAUUUAAUCGAAUCAGAAGAACUCGAAGUUCAACGGUUUCGAAUAGGUUUGAAGGAUCGUGUUAUCAAUGAAACGGCCCCCAUUCCAAAGAUAUUCGAUGAAGAGAUCGCUAAAGCUCGAUUUUCAUCUAAUGCACUUGCUAAUGUUCCAAUGUUUCGUGAUAUACAACCCGGAUUGAACCAAGCGAGAAGAAAACUAACACCUUCUCUUCCAGGAUCGAUUUCAUUCGAUAUCCCUGAUUCUUAUCGAAGCACAGCUUGCGGAGAAAAAUUUCUAACUUCAUACUUGUGUUACUUUUCUUAUUUAGAACCCGGAUUGAACCAAGCGAGAAGAAAACUAACACCUUCUCUUCCAGGAUCGAUUUCAUUCGAUAUCCCUGAUUCUUAUCGAAGCACAGCUUGCGGAGAAAAAUUUCUAGUUUGCGAUACGUUGGUCGGUCGAAAGAAACGCUUGCUAAUAUUUGCUAGUCCAAAACAACUCGAAUUAUUAUUCAACAGUUCUAUCUUGUUCAUGGAUGGAACUUUUUCGUCAACGCCACCACAUUUUGAUCAAGUGUUUAUAAUGCAUGUGCUGAAGUUUGAAAGCAGUCUGCCUUGCUGCUUUGGUCUUUUACCAGAUCGAAAAAAAUCCACCUAUCAACAACUUUUUCAAGAAUUAAAAGGUGUGGCUGUAUCGAUGAACCGAAUUUGGAAACCCGAAAGAAUUAUCACGGACUUUGAGCCUAGUUUGAUUUCCGCAAUACCAGCUGAAUUUCCCGAUGCGAUACAUCAAGGAUGUUUCUUCCACCACAAUCAAGCACUCUAUCAACGUAUUCAGAGUUUGGGCUUAGCUACAGCUUAUGCGGAAGAUGAUGAAAUUCGAAGUUUCUGUCGUAAACUUAUGGCGCUACCAAUGCUACCACUUGAUGUGGUCGAAACUUCCUUUUACCAGUUGCGAACGGCAUUGAAUAACCGACAAAAGGAAGAACUUCGUCAAUUGUUCCUUUACUAUAAUGAUUAUUGGAUGAAUAAGGUCCCAAUAAACAUGUGGAACGUUCAUGGCUGUCAGCACAGAACAAACAAUGUCUGUUAUCACAAUAGAUUGAACCGUCGUUUAGAACGGGCUCAUGCGAAUAUCUGGACAUUCAUUCGAUGCAUAGCCAGUGAGGAAAGUCGUUUCCAACAUUUCCUCAUUCAACUUGAAACCGGUGCUCAACGACGAGCCAAAACGAAUGCUACUGAUGCUAUUCAAAAACGAGUUGAUGCUCUUAAUGAACGGUAUGAAAAACAAGAAAUUGAUGCGGAAAACUUAUUAUGUGGACUCGCUUUGUUGGUGGACAAAAAAUAG